Messenger RNA from Fusarium venenatum, 2277 nucleotides. RefSeq lists its product as uncharacterized. The record is from RefSeq and is a predicted model, not a curated record. NCBI's taxonomy places the organism in Eukaryota, Fungi, Ascomycota, Sordariomycetes, Hypocreales, Nectriaceae.
AUGCUUCGCCGUAAUAGCUCUCGAAACACCACGCGCCGCCCGCUCAGCCGGAGCAAAUCGACCGCAUCUGUUGCCCGAAGCCCCAUUCGGGAUCUGGAGUCUAUUGACCCUGUAAAAGCUGAACGGGACGCUAAUCUUGCUGCGGUCUUAUCCUAUUAUCGAGCCAAAGACCAGGCUGACGAAAAAGCAAAAAAUGUCUCCCUUACACGACGUUACCUAGAGACCCUGCAGCCACCCAACGGCCAGUGUCACAACACUCAAGAAGAUGUUGUUUCUUCCUCAUCCCACCAAAAGGUCAGAAAAUCUCGAUCCAUGAUGGUUUCGUCGCACGCUUCAGACCUGCGCCCGCGCUCUUCGCCUCUGCCGCCCACGAGCGGUGAUGAGGAGCAGCAACUGAAAGAUGCGCGACCCAAAUCAGCGGCGCUCCGAGCCGCCACAUCUAUGAGUUUCCUCCGAAGCAGACGAAAGACGGCGGCUUCUCGUGCGAGUCACAUCGAAGUCAGCGACGCGGCACUCCGACUCGCCAGAGAGAGGUUCCAACAGAUACAAGAGGAAGAGGCGAAGCAGAUGGGAUCUACGCUAUCGCGACCAAAGACCAGAGAGAGCCAACGCUCUACAACCCUCCGCAAAUCCCUCCGCAACACUAGCAACACUUCCACCGCAUUUACAACGUUUUCCACCAACAGCGCCUACGUUUCCAAGCAACAUGUGAUCCGAAACACGGCACGCAAAGUCUCACAUGGCUUGAGGUCAAAGUUGCGAGGUCUUUUCGGUAAAGGAAAGAGCGAAGACUCUCAGGAACACGACCCAUGCGCGACAGAGAGGGAUUUUGAUGUAGAGAGCUGUCUGCAUGUUGGGGACACUGAGGCAAUGGAAGAAGCAUCUAUGUUCCAGGUGACAGCACACGUUCCUUCGUUGCACGAUGUACCUUCGAAUAAAAAGCUCAGGUCUCGCAAAGGCAGCGUGGAGAGCUUUGGUGAUCACUGUGUUUCUGACGAUAGGUCUCGUGUCACCAGCUGGACGAACUCGAUGACAGACACGAGUCAAGGAACCGAGGAAAGACAGCGUCUUUCCGUCAUCAAAGAGAAUGACUUCAAGCAAUGGCCCGCUCAUUCCACCAUUCGGCGCGUUCGACCUGACGACGACUGCAAGGGCCAUGAGCAUGAGCGACAGUCUUCGAUAUCAAGUUCGGUCACAGAAGUCCCAGACAAAGACUCGAAUUAUGCGACCGAGACAACUGGGCAAGGGUACACUGGCUGUGAUUGGAAUGACGACAAAGCGAGUUCCGACCAGCGCACUGUGCUACUCGAUGAACUUGAUCCUCACAAGACCAUCAGUCAUCGAAGUUCUGCUUUUUUUGGGAGCCCUUCUCGUCAGUCGGUGAGAUCGCCAAGCCCCUACCGUCGUGCAAUUCGGGAGAUGAAUUCUUCUGAAGAGGUAAAUGGUUUAUUGGGAUCACAAUAUCUUCAUUCCCUAUCGACCUUGAACCUACCAGCCCGACAAUACAGCAACCCGGGUUCAGAUAAGGACUAUCACGCCAUAGACGUUGACAGCGUUUAUUCCUUUUAUGCGGAUGAUGUAAUCCCAGUACCUCCAGCCAUAUCUCCAGCGAUAGGGUCAAAUGUUUUCGAGCAAUCUCCCGAUCGAAGGUACACCCGCCGGCCAUCACCAGAGAUCUCAAUCUAUUCGCCAGCUAACGAACACCAACGUGACACAUCCACCGCCAGCUCAGUGGAAUGGAAGACCUGGUUGAGCUCGAAAGUGUCCAAACUUGAAGGCCCCACGACCCCAACUAGACGCAAGCAAGAGACCGGCGCCCUGCCACCACUGGGCCACCUCAGAGAGUUGGCUUCAAUGGGCUCUACUCCAGAGCUCUCUGUAACAGCCAAAUGUACACCAAACCGAAGCCCUCUGGGUAGUGUAAAGGGAAACGCCCAAGCAUUUCCUGACAACAGCCCAACAAGACUACCGCGCCGAGCUGGUACCGUAUACAACGAGAACUUGGCACCGAAUUACGAGAAGACGACCGAUAAAGAGAGAACACCUUCCAUACCACGUCGGAGCACUUUGCGAGCAGUACCUUCGCUCCCAAGUGUUGACACGCGAGGGAAUUUGAUGGAGACAGGACCGAAAAGAGAAAUGCAACGAAUGAGGUCCAUGAACACGUUAGGUCGUCUGAACUCGACACCGGAAGAGACUAAACGACGCUCCCGCACACCUGGGUGGCAAGGCUCACCAACCAGAUCAAGCCCUGGUAUUAACGGACGACACCGAUAG